Messenger RNA from Papaver somniferum (opium poppy), 1696 nucleotides. Its product is annotated as scopoletin glucosyltransferase-like. The coding region runs from base 193 to 1659 and encodes 488 amino acids. Gene Ontology annotation, molecular function: UDP-glycosyltransferase activity. NCBI's taxonomy places the organism in Eukaryota, Viridiplantae, Streptophyta, Magnoliopsida, Ranunculales, Papaveraceae. The record is from RefSeq and is a predicted model, not a curated record. The transcript has a single exon.
CUAAUAGUUAUUGUAUUACUGGCUACUGAGGGUGAAAGAUCACUACAAAAUGAAAAGCAUGACAUAAGAGAUGACUAUAGUUUCUUUGUUUUUCACCAACUCUGACCAAGAAAUCUUCAAACACUAGUAAAACUAUACAGUGAAACAGGGCGGUUAUUGUGUAAUCUCAACAUCGAUAUUUCGAGUUCGAAAAUGGAUUCUGAUCAUCAAAUUCACAUCUUCUUCUUCCCGUUCAUAGCUUAUGGUCAUAUGAUACCAACUAUAGAUAUAGCUAAACUGUUUGCUGCCCGAGGUAUUAAGACCACAAUUAUCCUAACUCCUCUUAAUGCUUCUUUCUUCUCCAAAUCUAUACAUCGCGAGAGAUCACUUGGAUUGGAUAUUCAUAUUCAAGUGAUCAAAUUCCCUGCUGUAGAAGCUGGAUUACCUGAAGGAUUUGAAAGUGUCAAUGACUUGACUUCGCUUGAUAUGGUUCCUAAUCUCUCCCAGGCAAUCAAGAUGCUGCAAGAAGCCUUGGAGCGUUUAAUUGAAGAGCACAAGCCAGAUUUCAUUUUUGCGGAUGUGCUUCUACCGUUUGCCACAGAAGCAGCAAGCAAGUAUGGCGUUCCUCGGUUCGUCUUUCAUGGAACAAGUUUUUUCUCUCAGUGCGUUGACCAGAGCUUAAUAUGUCAUAGACCUCAUGAGGGGAUAAUUUCAGAUAGGGAAGCCUUUGUGGUGCCCGGUCUCCCGGACAAGAUAGAGAUGACCAGGUUACAGUUGCACGACAAAUUUAAGGAUGAAGAUGCGUCUCCUACUGUGGCUAGGGAGCAAAUAAGAGAGGCAGAGGAAAAAUGUUAUGGGAUUUUGGUGAACAGCUUCUUCGAGUUGGAGCCAGCCUACGCAAUUCAUUACGAAAAGGUUAUGGAGAAAAGAGUAUGGUCUAUUGGGCCUGUUUCCCUGAGAAACAAGGAUAAUUUAGAUAAAGUUCAAAGGGGGAUGGAAACAGCAAUUGAUGAACAUUUAAUUUUGAACUGGCUUGACAGCAAGAAACCACAAUCGGUUCUUCACAUUUGCUUUGGAAGCCUCUCCAGGUUCAGCAAGGCUCAGUUGCUUGAAAUAGCAGCGGGUCUCGAGGACUCCGGGACCUCUUUCAUUUGGGUGGUAAGAACAAUCAAGAAAGAAGAGGAAGAAGAGAGUUGGUUACCUACAGGUUUCGAAGAGAGAAUGGAGGUCAAGGGUCUAAUAAUUAGAGAUUGGGCACCACAGGUGCUGAUACUAGAUCAUCCAGCAGUUGGAGGUUUCAUGACUCAUUGUGGGUGGAACUCAAUACUUGAAGGUUUGAGUGCAGGGGUCCCAAUGAUCACUUGGCCUAUUUUUGCAGAGCAGUUUCACAACGAAAUUUUUGUCACUCAGGUGCUGAAGAUAGGAAUUCGAGUUGGGGUUGAGAAGUGGAAUUCCUGGAUAGAACCAGAAGAUGUAGAGGCCAGGAAGGAGGAGAUAGCGAAUGUGGUCAGCCGGCUGAUGGGUGAUGGAGAAGAAGGACAAAACAUGAGAACAAGAGCCAAAGAGCUCAGUAAAAUGGCUAGGAAAACUGUGAAAGAAGGCGGCUCAUCUUAUGAAAAUUUGACUGCUUUGAUUAAUGAGCUCAAGAUGGUUAAUAAGUCUGAUUUAACCAGGCAGUAAUUACUGUCCGAAACUUCAACUGAAUUCCAACUUAAAU